GAACCGACUCGGUAUAUGGAGAAUUGGAGAAACCAGAAAGGAAUACGAGUGUGGAAGGCGCGGCCUCCAAAAACAGCUUCUCUGACACACCGCCCAUGCCCCUUCAAUGUAGCAGCUGAUCACCGAAUUGAUUUGAGGAAGGAGAAGAGAAAAAUGCAAAUGACAUUGAAUAUGUUGCCGAGAUUGAGAGGCGGUGGAAGCUUGAAAAUAACAAGGACGGUCUCUCCUUCAUUUCAUUCCCUGUUUUCUCGCUCACCGCCGUCCCGUCUUCUUUCUGGUGCUCCCGUUGAUGUUGUUGGCGAUGAUCUGCUGUUGCAGCACUCACCUCCUCCCCCUGUUAAGCCCCUUAUACCCACCCUCCUUCAGCCACGGGUGGUGGUCUACGAUGGCGUCUGCCAUCUCUGCCACCAAGGAGUGAAAAGGGUUAUUGCAGCAGACAAGCAUAGGAAGAUCAAGUUCUGUUGCCUCCAGUCUAAGGCUGCUGAACCAUACUUGAGAGUAUGUGGCCUGGACCGAGAGGAUGUUCUCCGUCGCUUUUUGUUCAUUGAAGGCCCGGGUUUAUACCACCAGGCCUCCACUGCUGCACUGAGAGUGCUGUCUUACCUGCCAUUACCCUACUCUGCUUUAAGCAUGCUCUUGAUAAUCCCGACUCCUUUAAGAGAUGCUAUCUAUGAUUAUGUUGCCAAGCGACGGUAUGACUGGUUUGGAAAAGAAGAAGAUUGCUUGGUUUUGAAAGAGAAAGAGAUGCUUGAGCGUUUCAUAGACAGGGAAGAAAUGUUGGACCAGAAUCGAUCAGAUUCGUGAUUAGCCCUCGUGGUACCAUUGUGUCAAGAUUCUCUAGUUUUCAAGGGAAAGAGAUGCUUGAGGCUUUUAUAGAGAUAAGAAAGAAACACCAGAUUGGAGUCGAUCAUAUUUGAUUAGUAUAAUCAAAUGUAAAGUUGUUCAUGCACUGUACUAUCAAGAUUACCGCAAUAUACCCCAAAUAUCAUUCUUGGUCAGAGACACUGGUGAAAGAUUGCCCUGUGAGACUGGAGAAAAUAAAUAAUUUUUACAUGUUUACCAGUUUAUAUAUUUCUCAAUGGAAUAUCAUGCAUGUCUGUUGGCCCAGUA
Molecule: messenger RNA, 1110 nt
Organism: Vitis riparia (riverbank grape)
Lineage: Eukaryota; Viridiplantae; Streptophyta; Magnoliopsida; Vitales; Vitaceae
Exons: 3
Coding region: 16-804 (262 amino acids)
Molecular function (GO): protein-disulfide reductase activity
Source: RefSeq, a predicted model, not a curated record